AUGGCCGCCUGGUUGGGAGAAGGCACAGGCCCCGACCCCCUCAUGGUCCUGCUGGUCAUCGUGCUGCUAGCGCGCUUCAUUCUGUGGUCCUGCCUUGGGACCUACAUUGACUACAGACUGGCCCGGCGGCAACCCCGCAAACCCAAGGAAGACUAG
Molecule: messenger RNA, 156 nt
Organism: Rhinolophus ferrumequinum (greater horseshoe bat)
Lineage: Eukaryota; Metazoa; Chordata; Mammalia; Chiroptera; Rhinolophidae
Gene: SMIM38
Product: small integral membrane protein 38
Exons: 1
Coding region: 1-156 (51 amino acids)
Source: RefSeq, a predicted model, not a curated record